Messenger RNA from Colletotrichum orchidophilum, 5304 nucleotides. RefSeq names its product S1 RNA binding domain-containing protein. Gene Ontology annotation, molecular function: RNA binding; protein binding. The record is from RefSeq and is a predicted model, not a curated record. NCBI's taxonomy places the organism in Eukaryota, Fungi, Ascomycota, Sordariomycetes, Glomerellales, Glomerellaceae. The transcript is spliced from 3 exons. The coding region runs from base 1 to 5304 and encodes 1767 amino acids. Gene Ontology annotation, biological process: rRNA processing. Gene Ontology annotation, cellular component: small-subunit processome; nucleolus.
AUGAGCUCUCUCAAGCGAAAGGAUGCCCCUGGGGGUACUCCUCCAUCAAAAGCGGCUAAGGCCUCCAAGGUGUCUCGGCCCUCGAAGCGCGAUGCUCCCAGCAAGGACAAGAAGACGACCGACGAUGCUCCCGCGCCAAGGGCUCCCGCCGUCUCAGCGCUGCUCAAGGACGACGAGCCUCUGUUUCCCCGUGGCGGCGGCACUAUUCUUACACCCCUCGAGCAGAAGCAGAUUACCCUGGAGGCAAAGGCAGACGCCGCGAAGGAGGAGGCCGAAUUGUUCGACACGAACGUCAAGGGAAAGGCAAAGAAGGAGAAGAGGAGGAAAGCAAAGGAUACCAAGGAUAUGAAGCCUGCCAGAGAUGAGGACGCAGUCAAGAUUGAGGGUCUCAACUUCAAGCGACUGGUGAAGGGGUCCUUGGUGCUUGGCCAGAUUAGCCAAAUCGACCCGGUCCAGCUAACGAUCGCUUUGCCGAACAACCUGACAGGACAUGUCUCGAUCGCCUCGAUCUCGGACACAAUCAACUCCAAACUCGAGAAGGACGCCGCCGACGAGAGCGAAGACGAGGAGGAGGACGAAGAUGACGACGGAGUUGACCUCAAGUCCAUGUUCAAGGUCGGCCAAUACGUUCGCGCACAUGUUCUGUCGACCGCAGACGAGUCCGGGUCCGGAAAGCCCAAGCGACGCAUCGAGCUAUCCCUUCGGCCUACCGAAGCCAAUACUGGCAUUUCCAGCGACGAGGUUGUAACAUACACAACCCUCAUGGCGUCGGUCACCAGCGUUCAGGAUCACGGUUAUGAAAUGGACUUGGGCGUCGAUGGCGAUUUGAAGGGUUUUCUUGCCAAGAAGGAAGUCGGUCCCGACAUGGAUGAGGCCAGCCUGCGACCAGGCGCGGUCUGCCUCUGUGUCGUGAAGAGCGUUACCGGCAUCAUUGUCCAGCUGUCGACCGACCCCUUGAAGCUGGGCAACACCUCACUUGUGGCUUCGACUGCUCCGACAAUCAACUCUUUUUUGCCCGGAUCCCUGGCCGAUGUUCUGCUCACGGAGGUGACCAGCAGAGGCCUGCAGGGCAAGCUUCUCGGGCACUUGCCGGUUACCGCCGAUUUGAUUCACUCGGGUGUUGGCCCUGACGGUGUCGAUCUGGAGGCCAAGUACAAAGUGGGCAACCGUGUCAAGGCAAGAAUCAUCUGCAAUUUCCCGGCUGCGCGAGAGCCUAAGCUCGGCAUUUCUCUGCUGCCGCACAUCGUCUCAAUGCAGCCCAAGUCAUCCGGCAAAGGUAGCAGAGCCAAGGCCCCUCUUGACCUGCUCCCCAUUGCUUCAUUUGUGGAAAAGUGCACCGUACGUCACGUUGAGCCUGAGAUUGGUCUCUACGUUGACACCGGUGUUCCUGGAAUCUCCGGCUUUGUUCACAUUUCCCGCGUGAAGGACGGCAAGGUUGACGCGCUGUACGAAGCCAGCGGCCCUCACAAGGUCGGUUCAACACAUCGCGGCAGAGUCGUCGGCUACAGCCCCCUGGACGCAAUGUUCCUAUUGUCAUUUGAGCAACAAAUUCUCGACCAACCCUUUAUUCGCCUUGAGGAUGUCCCCGUUGGAGAGGUGGUUUCUGGCAAGAUCGAGAAGGUCAUCGUUGGCGAGAACGGUGUCAGUGGCCUGAUCGUCAAGUUGGCCGAAGGCAUUAGUGGCUAUGUGCAUGAAUCACAUUUUGCCGACGUCAAACUCCAGCACCCUGAGAAAAAGUUCAGGGAGGGGGUCACCGUCAAGGCGAGAGUGCUCUCGGUGCGACCGCGGAAGCGUCAGCUCCGCUUGACCUUGAAGAAGACUUUGGUCAACUCAGAUGCGCCGAUUAUCAAGAACUACGAGGAGGUUGAGGUUGGUCUUCAAACCCCUGGAACAAUCACAGAGAUUUCCUCUGUCGGUGCACAACUCGAGUUCUUUGGCGGUGUCAGAGGAUUCCUGCCAGUGUCCCAGAUGAGUGAAGCCUACAUCAAGGAUCCUAGAGAGCAUUUCCGUGCUGGCCAGGUCGUCAGUGUCCAUGUCCUUAGCGUGACGCCCGAGGACCGCAGGAUGAUCGUUUCUUGCAAGGAUCCUUCGGCCUUCGGUCUGGAUAAGCAGGCUGCGCUUAAGGCACUGAAAGUUGGCGACAUCGUCUCUGCCAAGGUCAGCCAAAAGACGGAAGAUGAGGUCUACGUUGAUCUCGAGGAGAGUGGUCUCAAGGCCAUCAUUCGCACUGGCCACCUCUCAGACAAGUCUGCCAGCAAGACUCUGGCCGCCCUGAAGCGUAUCAAUGUCGGCAACACUCUCUCGGAGCUGAUGGUCUUGGACAAGAACGAGCUCAGACGUGCUAUCAUCCUUACCCAGAAGCCUAGCUUUAUUGAAGCCAGCAAGAACGGCAAGCUUUUGACCAGCGUUGAGGAUGCGACAGCCGGCACUGUCGCACCGGCUUACAUCCGGGAGAUUGGUCCUCAUGCUGUUUACGUUCAGUUUGGUGGCAAUGUGACCGCGAUCCUGCCCAAGAGCAAGUUGCCAAAAGACGUGCAAGAAAAGGAGGCAUUUGGCAUGCGCAAGCACCAGAGCAUUGAGGUCAAGAUUGUUUCUUCCAACCCUGAGCAGAACCGCAUCAUUGUUGCUCCCGCCUCGGCCGACGAACCCGCGUCAACUGCAUCAGAGGCCGCCGUCAACUCUGUUGACGACAGCAUUAAGACAAUCAACGACGUUGCACUCGGCACUACCCUUAACGCCCAGGUGAUUUCCGUCAAGAACACACAACUGAAUGUCAAGGUUGCCGAUAACAUUCAGGGUCGCAUCGAUGUUUCGCAGUUUUUCGACAAGUGGGAGGACGUCACCAACCGCAAAAACCCUCUACAAAAGGUCAAGGCGAACGAGAUUAUUCGCGUACGCGCCAUUGGCAUCCACGACUCUAAAAAUUACCGCUUCCUGCCAUUCUCCCACCGCUCAACACACUCUGUCAUCGAGUUCUCCGCCAAGAAGAGCGAUCUCGAGACUGAAGAGGUCGAACUUCUUUCCUACGACAAGAUCGAAGUUGGCUCAUCUCACAUCGCUUUCGUCAACAACCACGGCAAAAACUGCUUGUGGGUCAAUAUUUCACCCACUGUCCGCGGUAGAAUUGGCAUCAUGGACGUCUCCGACGAUCUCUCUCACGCUGGCAAUCUCGAGAAGCACUUCCCCAUCGGUUCGGCUCUUAAGGUCCGUGUGGUCUCGGUCGACGCCGAGAAGGGACACCUUGACCUGUCAGCUCGAUCAUCCAGCGGUUCUACCGAGGUCACAUGGGACUCAUUGAAGAAGAAUGUGGUCCUGCCUGGAAGAGUGACCAAGGUCAACGAUCGCUCAGUCAUGGUCAAGCUCAGUGACUCCGUCUCUGGACCGGUCCACCUGGUCGAUCUCUGCGAUGACUACGACGAAGCCAAUACACUCAAGUAUAACAAGGGCGAGAUCAUCCGCGUCUCGGUGGUGGAGGUGGACAAGAGCAACAAGAGACUCAGACUCUCGACCCGACCCUCCCGCAUCCUCAGUUCCACAUCACCCGUCGCGGAUCGCGAAAUCACAAAGCUGUCCCAGAUUGCCUCUGGUGACAUUAUCCGAGGUUUUGUAAAGAACGUUACAGAUAAGGGUGUCUUUGUACAACUUGGUGGCACCGUCUCUGCAUUGGUAAAGAUUGGCAACUUGUCCGAUCGUUACAUCAAGGACUGGAAAGGCAACUUCCAAGUUGAUCAGUUAGUCAAGGGCCGAGUGAUCAAUGUCGACGCGGCCAUCAGCCAGGUUGAGCUCAGUCUCAAGGUUUCCGUGGUCGAGAACGAUUAUACGCCCCCUGUGACCUACAAGGACGUCAAGGAGGGCCAGAUCGUCACCGGAAAGGUCCGCAAGGUCGAAGAGUUUGGUGCGUUCAUCGUGGUCGACAACUCCCUCAAUGUCAGUGGCUUGUGUCAUCGCAGUGAGAUGGCCGAGAAGCCCGUUGAGGAUGCCCGCAAGCUCUACAACGAGGGCGAUGUGGUCAAGGCCAAGAUUCUCUCAGUGGACGACGACAGGAGGCGCAUCACCUUCGGUCUCAAGCCUAGCUAUUUCGAUGAAGAUAGCGACAUGGAGGACGUCGAUGGAGGUGCGGAACUCGACAGCGACGAGGACUCUGACGUUGAAAUGGGAGACGGCGGCGCUCAACUCACCAUCAGCGGAACCGACAACUUGGAUGAGUCGGAGGAGGAGGAUGGAGAGGAUGAAGAUGAGGAGGAUGAGGACAGCGACGUUGAUAUGGACGAGGCGACUGCCAGCAAGGGGCUUGGCUCAGGCAAGUACGACUGGACCGGGGACGCAUUCGAUGAUUCAGAAAACGAGUCAACGGCCAAAGCAAAGAAGUCAAAGACGACCGAAAAGAAGGAGAAGAAGAAGGGUGGCGAGAUCCAGAUUGACCGCACAGCGGACCUUGAUGCCCACGGACCGCAAACCGCCAUCGAUUACGAGCGUCUCCUGCUGGGUCAGCCCGACUCAUCUCAGUUGUGGAUCGAGUACAUGGCUUUGCAGAUGAAGGUCAGCGAGCUGUCCAAGGCUCGCGAGACUGCGGAGCGUGCCAUCAAGACGAUCAACAUCCGCGAGCAGACCGAGAAGCUCAACGUCUGGAUUGCUUACCUCAACUUGGAGGUGGCGUACGGCACCAAGGCUUCCACCGAGGAGGUCUUUAAGCGUGCUUGCCAGUACAACGACGAACAGGAGGUUCACGAGCGUCUGGCCAGCAUUUACAUCCAAUCCGGAAAGCUCAAGCAAGCGGAUGAUGUGUUCCAGUCGCUGGUCGCCAAGUUCAAGUCAAAGUCACCAAAGGUCUGGGAGAACUACGCCCACUUCCUCCACGUGACGAUGAACGAGCCCGACCGCGCGCGCGCCCUCCUGCCCCGCGCGACCCAAGCACUGGAGGAGCGUCACACGGCGCAGCUGAUGGCCACAUUCGGCGCCCUCGAGUUCAAGUCGCCCAACGGCGACGCGGAGCGCGGCCGCACGACGUUUGAGACGAUCCUCGCGACGUGGCCGAAGCGAUUCGACCUGUGGAACCAGCUGGCGGACCUCGAAAUCGCGGCCGCCGAGCCGGACGCCACGGCCAUCCGGGACGUGUUUGAGAGGGGCACCAAGGCCAAGGGCCUCAAGCCCAAGAAGGCCAUGAAGUGGUUCAAGAGGUGGGCCGACUGGGAGCAGAAGAUCAGCCCCAAGGGCCGGGACAAGGUGAUGGCCAAGGCCCAGGAGUGGGUUGCCGCGGCGAAGGCUAAGAAGGGGGCUGCCGCUGAGGAGGACGAUGAGGAGUAA